ACCUGGAGGUGUCUAAGGUCUCGAGUUCGCGACCAGUAUUGAGAAAAUUUUCAGGUGUAAAAAUAGUGAGAAAUCAAUAAAAGAGCUAAAUUUCAUUUAAAAUCAACAUAAGCUGACUAGUUGCAAUCGUUUUUGCAAGAUAUAUUUUUCUGUUUAGGGCUUACAUUUAUUUGAGGUUUUUGUUAAGGUUAACCCUCAUUUCGGUGUUGAUCGUCAAUUGACGAUCUGAAUUUACACUAAACAUUUGAGGGUUCUUUCGAGAAUAUUUUUACACCAAAAAUUGGGUGUUUUUUUCAAAAGGGUAUACAAAGGAUAUUUAGCCAUCUUUAUCUGCCUCUCAAUCUCGGCUGUUCAUUUGGAAGUAGUCACAGAUUAUUCGACUAAAGCAUUUAUCGUAGCCUAUAAACGCUUCACUAGACGUAAAGGAAUCUGCGCGACAUUGUAUAGUGACUGCGGUAUAAAUUUUGUUGGCGCAGAUAAGGCUUUGCGACAAAGAUUUAGUGCUGUCUCUCAGGAACUCAAGGAACUUGCUGCUCUGCUUGCGAACAAUGGUACUAUGUGGCAAUGCAACCCGCCUUCAGCAUCUUACUUCGGUGGCAAAUGGGAAGCAACGACCACUCUCGCCUCUAACAGAAGAUAGUGAUGAUGUCUCUGGUCUUCUAACUCUUGGUCACUUCCUUAUCGGAAAACCUUUAAAUACAGUGCCUGAGCCCAAUCUGACCCAUCAGCUUACUAGCCAGUUGACCCGUUGGCAACUCUUCCGGCAAAAGGUGGAACAUUUUUGGAAAAUAUGGUCCUCUGAAUGCCUCCAGCGCUACCAGUCCAUCUCGAAAUGGCAUCAUUUCUCCAACCUAAUUCAAGAGGGUUCUCUAGUACUUUUAAUAGACGAAAGAUAUCCUUCUGCGAAAUGGUCUUUCGCCCGAGUGCAGCUUCAUCCCGGAACAGAUGGACUUAUGCGAGUGGUAACCGUACACACUACCACUUCAACGUUGACUCGGCCAAUUGCAAAGCUAUACAUACUCCCAGUAGCAAGCCACGAAAAGGUGUUCAGUAAUUCCGUUUUUGAAGGGCGGAAUGUCGAAGAAUCCUGAGCGAUUCCAAAAGGCCAGCUCAGAAUAUUUCCGAUUUUUGUGAGCCCACGGCGGCGGAGUUUUAAAGCCCACGGCAGUGGAGAUUUAAGCCCACGGAGGCAGAGAUUUUCGAGCCUACGGCAGCGGAGUUUUAAAGUCUACGGUGACGGAGAUUCUCGAAUCCACGGCGGCGGAAGACCUUUAAGGCACAAUCAAUUUCUAUGUUCGAGGGCCCACGGCGGCGAAGAUGCUAGCGAGCUCCGGCAACUCGUCAGUAAACUCAUACAGUUCAACGAGAUCUCAUGAGUCUAUCGCUCUCUCGCGAUAGUAGAGAACUCUUAAUCCGCGAGUCUCUGCGACUCUCCUCCGAGCUCAUCAUGCCCUUGAGACUUCGCUCUUAUGUUACAGGUGUUUAGCAACCGAGAAAAAUAGUUGUUAUUGAUCUCAUAAGUUUUGUUCUCGCUCUUCUUUUGGAAGUUGUCGAGAAGACGCACAGCAACUAUC
Odontomachus brunneus is the source of this 1574-nucleotide messenger RNA. RefSeq lists its product as uncharacterized. The transcript has 2 exons. The coding region runs from base 549 to 1091 and encodes 180 amino acids. NCBI's taxonomy places the organism in Eukaryota, Metazoa, Arthropoda, Insecta, Hymenoptera, Formicidae. The record is from RefSeq and is a predicted model, not a curated record.